Molecule: messenger RNA, 390 nt
Organism: Myotis brandtii (Brandt's bat)
Lineage: Eukaryota; Metazoa; Chordata; Mammalia; Chiroptera; Vespertilionidae
Product: immunoglobulin iota chain-like
Exons: 1
Biological process (GO): immunoglobulin production; immune response
Source: RefSeq, a predicted model, not a curated record
AUGCUGGAUCAGCCACCUUCUGUGUCCUCGCCCCUCGGAACCACAAUCCGUCUGGCCUGCACGUUGAGCAGGGACCAUGAUGUCAGCAUUUAUAGCAUCUACUGGUACCAGCAGAGGCCCGGACACCCUCCCAGAUUCUUGCUGAGAUAUUUCUCCCAUUCAGACAAGAGACAGGGCCCGAAGGUCCCUCCACGCUUCUCCGGAUCCAAAGAUGUGGCCGAGAACACGGGGUAUUUGAGCAUCUCUGGGCUGCAGCCUGAGGAUGAGGCUAUGUACUACUGUGCUGUGGGCACCCAGAGCUUGGAGAGGGAUAAGAUGGAGAUGGAGAACGAGGAAGAAAAGGAGCCUGCUGCUUCAGUGUCCCAGGCACCCCAGACACAUUUACCGUGA